This is a messenger RNA of Closterium sp. NIES-67, 4259 nucleotides long. Lineage: Eukaryota; Viridiplantae; Streptophyta; Zygnematophyceae; Desmidiales; Closteriaceae. The record is from the annotation of a GenBank genome assembly.
AGGAUGAGGGUGCAGGGGGUAGGGGGGUGGCAGCAGACGCAUUGACAACAAGGGCUGGAUCAAUAGGGAGCAAACAGGAGCUGAAGGAGCAGCAGGAGCAGCAGAUGCAGGAGCAGCAGUGGAUGGAGGGAGGAGGAGGAGAAGGAGGAGUAGGCGGAUGCAGGAGAGGGGGGAAUGAGAGCAGUGGCAGUGAGGGGGAGGCGGUGGUGUGUCAGGGGUGGGGGAGAGCAGGCACCCCCAUGGAUGGUAACCCGAGAGCAGGCACCCCCAUGGAUGGUAACCCGAGAGCAGGCACCCCAACGGAUCGUACGCCCAGAGCCGGCAGAGGCACCUCUAUGGAUGGCACCCCCAGAGCAGGCACCUCAGUGGAUGGCACGCCCAGGGGGGUAGCAGCAAGGGGAUGGGCGGGAGGGGUAGCAACGGGAGGAGGGCUAGCAGCGGGUGCUGGCGGUGGUAAUGCUUCGCCUGGGGCAUCUUUUGUUGCUACUGGCGGUGCUGGCGGUGCUGGUGCAGCAGGUAGAGGGGCUCACUCUGUGUGGCGCACUCGCAGCUUCUCACGAUCCGCUAGUGGGGGUGACGCUCCAGACGUAUUCUUGUCCCAACAGCUGCAGCAGCAGCAGCAGCAGCAGCUGCAGCCUGAAAUUCAACGGAUUCUCACGCUCCCUCACAUGCAACGACAACCCAUAAACCACAUCAGCGGCAGCAUCUUCCCUGACGGCAGCAAUCAUCUACCCUCCGCUCUCCCUCAGCACUCAGGCGCGGUACGAAGCAGUGCAGAGCGGUGCACUACGAUGAGCAUGGAGUGUGGCCUAAGCAUGGACUUCAGCACGCUAAGUCCCUGUGAGGGUAUGCUGAGCCCCUGUGACAGCAUAGACAGUCCGGGGGGGGUCCUUGCCACCCCUGUAGGCGCCACAGGCGUCUCUCCCUCCACCUUCCCUAGAUUCCACAGUGAAGCACGCAAGCAGGCAGCUCUGCCCAGCUGCCCGCCUGUAGGGGGCUCGUUAGGUGUUAACUCGUGGGUGACUGGCGGUGCCGAUGGUGGUGCUCCUGCUACCUCCCCUGCCGGUGGUGCUGGUGGUGCUGGUGGUGCUGUUAGUAUGCUGUCUCCUGCAGCCAGUAGUGCUGCCUCCUCUCCUUCUGCUAGCAGCCCCAGUCCAGGAGGGGGGGGGUGGCGGCAGGGAGGACACAAAGGCGACCUCUGGGCCAGAAGAAAAGGGGUUGCUGCGCCACACUCCCGCCUCUCCCUCCCCGCUACCUCCUCUGCUGCAGCUCGUGCUGGUGCUGUGGCUGCCGGUGCUGGUGGUGGCGCUGCUGCUACUGGUUCGAUUGGUGUGGAUGAUUCUUACACUGCUAACGGCAAUGCUCGUACCAGCAGUGGCGGCCUGACCCCCACUCCCCCCUCUCGUCCCCGGAAAGACCCCUCCUCCCACUCCUCUCCCCUGCGCUCGCCCCUUCUGGGACGCAGACGAGGGUACAGAGAAAAGAAGCAUUCCUCAGGACAGAAGGAGCAGCAGCAGCAGCAGCAGCAGCAGCAGCAAGCGGUGCUGGCAUCAGCAUCAUCACCAGCAGCAGUGGGAGUAGCAGCAGCAGCAACAGAUUUACCAAUAGCCCCAGCAGUAAUGACCCCGCGUUCCAACCUCUUCCACAGAGCAGCAGCAUCGGGGUUUGGGGCUCCGGGCACCCCUCCUCCGCACUCUCCUCGCCUCUUCCCCCUCUCCCCACGCAAUUUCUUCAGACGGCACAAGUCGGAGGCAGGGGGGGAGGGAACGGAGGGGAGAGGGGAGCAUGAGCAUCACCAGCAACACUCAAGAAUGAAGAACAAGGAUGGUCUAAGCAGCCAUGCUAGAGCGUCAGGGGACGGACAACUACUCUCAGAGGCUGCUCUUAUGGGGGAUAGGGGAGGGAAGGGUGGUGCGGCCGAGGGUGGGAGUGGAGGCCAGGAGAGUGGGGAGAAUCGUGAGGUGUUGGAGUCAGACAGUCGGUUGGAAUCGGAUUCUCAAUUCCAAUCCAAUCAGUCAGAAUCCACAAUGUACCAGCAGCAGCAGCAGCAGCAGCAGCAGCCAUUGGGGGACAGCAGCUGUGGAGAUGCGGGUGGUGGAGCAGGGCUUGAAGCAGCAGGGGCAGCAGCAGCAGGGGCAGGAGCAGGAGGGCGGCCAAGAUCGAGUGGCGGAUGGAGGAAGGGGUGGCCGGGGUCUAAAGGUGGGGCAGGUGGGGGCAAGGACAUGAAGGAGGUGACUCAAAAUUCACCAGGUGGGGGCAUGGACGUGAACCUGCUGAGUCCUCGCCGGUAUCACGACUCUAGGAUAGGGGAGGGGGAAGGGGAAGGGAAAGGGGAAAGCAGUGCUGCUCCUGGCGCUGGUGCUGGUGCUGGUGCUGGUGCUGGUGCUAGUGCUGGCAGCAAGAGUGGGCGAACGAAGCUGGGAGCAGCGGGGUCGGGCCUCGCAGCAGCAGUAAAAACAUCGAUGAAAACAUCAAUGAAGGCGCUCGCCCCUCUAGCGCCCCCCAAGUCCUGGACCACAGGAGUGGGCGACAUGCUAGGAGGAAGGUCCCCCCGUGCUCUCCUCUCCCCCCGCGGCUUCCUCUCUCCUAGCGGCUUCCGCUCCCCUCGGCCCCAUAGGGGGACAGACAGUGCGGACGGUGGUAUGGCAGAGGAAGGUGGGAAGGGAGGGAGAGAUGGAAGAGAGGAGGUGGGUGGAGAGGAGCAAACGGUACCGUCUGAACGGGUGUCUUUCGACCUGCCUCUCAAAUCCCCGGGGGCGUUUCAGAGACUAGCCCGGAGGAGCAGCGGGUUUCAGAUGCCGACGCGAGCGGCAGUCGCAGCAGCGAUGACCCUCCCCUCGUCGCUCUCAAUGAAAGAACGCCGCUCCGAGUCCUCCCUCGCCACCCUCUCCCCCCUCCCUCCCUCUUCCUCGCUCUCCUCAGCCAGAUCCCCCUGGGGCCCUGGGUCCAUGCAGGAGAGGCCUCUCCACCUGCAACAGCAGCAGCAGCGCCUGGCACAGGCUCGGCUACAGGAGGCUCGGCAGCCGGACCUUGCCCAGGUUCCGCAGCAGGUUCGGAUGCGACCGGUUCGGAAGGGAAAGGCUCAGCUGCCUCGGGCUAUUUCAGAGCAGCAGGAUAGGAGGGAGGUCUACCAAGAGCAGUCACCGCUCCAGCCGCAACAACAAUUGCAGCAGCAACAGCAGCUUCACCACCAGCAGCACCAACAGCAGCAGCACCAACAGGCGUGGGUUCCUCUGGAGAAAACGAGCAGUGCGAGUUCAGUGCUGGCGUCUUGGGCCAUGCGGUCUAAGGAAGGGCAAGGGCAGGCGCACAGAGACGGGCACAGAGCCAGUGCCACGGCCGAACCUGGCGCUGCUGCUGCUGCUGGUGCUGCUGGUGCUGAUGGGUGGCAUGGUUUGCCUCGUAGUGUGUCCGCUGACGUCAUGCAGCAAGGCAUGCCACAACAGACUGCCCCACGAGGGAGAGUUCCAGCAGCUGCAGCAGCUGGAGAAGCAGGGAUGGGAGGGGCAAGGGGAGGUGCAAGAGGAAGAGGGGGGCUGGCAUGCGGAGCAAGGGCGGAAGUUUCAGGAGGAAUGGGAGGAAUGGGAGGAAUGGGAGGAAUGGGCGGAUUGGGAGUUGCAAGAAGCGGCAGUGGGGAGAGGGACUCGCCGCUUCGCAUCCCCAUACCUCGAUCCGAGUCGGAGUCGAUUCCCCGGUCAUCCAGCUUCAGUAGUAACCACCCGCCGCUGCUGCUGCUGCCUCUGCAGCAGCAGUCACCGCAGCUAGCAGCAGCAGCAGCAGCAACAGCAGCACCACCACAGCAGCAGCAGCACCACCCAUUUGCCACGUCAGGCUCGAGGCCCGGAUCGGGCCAAGGCUCUAGGCCCGGGUCAAGGCCCGGAUCCAGGCCCGGGUCCUCCCAUGGGAUUGGGAGAAGCGGCUCUGGGCCGUUGCAUGGGCAUGGAACCUCCCCUGCUGCUCUUGAUGCUUCCUUGGCUGGAGGGAACACCGAUGAAGGUCGAGGGGGUGGAAAGUUGGGAGUAGUUGGCUUACCCAGGAGGAAGAGCACUAGGUAAAAGGAGGCUGAUGAAGAUAGUGUUACAUGUGGGUUUUAAAAUGGGGUGAAUCUCAGAGUAAUGGAAUAAACUAGAAUGUGUGAUACAAGGUAGUUUUGUCCAGGGCCCAAAUUAGCCGGGUGAAAUGCCCUGAUUGCCCUGAUUUUUCAGGGCAUUUUUUCAUUUGGUCUUAAGAAUCAGACUUACGAAAUUUAUUACCCUGAU